AGAAAAUGGUCGGAUUGUGUGUCGAAGCUAAUUUUGACACGUAUUUUGCGAAAUAUCGUAAUUGAUCAUUGAAAAUAAUACUAUGUUAUUUUGCAAAUAGUGAAGCUCAGUCAAGGGCUGUGACUUUACCAAGAUGGAGUUCCGCGAGACGCUGUUGGCUGCUCAAAAAAACCAACAACAAAAAUCAUCUGAGAGUACUUACUACAAGGCGAAGUUUGAUCCUCCCAAAAAAGAGCAGCGUCAGAGAGAUAAACUAUCUGCGAAUAUACAGAAGUUUUUGGCUAAGAAGGAUGAGGAGGAAAAGCAAAAGAAAUUAGAAGCACAGCGUAAAAGGGAAGAAUUACUGGCGAUGCGUGAUCCAAAGGCGCUGCGGAAGAUUCAGAAGACGUUGAAAGUUAUCAAGUCUGCGAACAAGUCGGUACUAGCAGAUGCUGUGGACCAUGACCACACUGCCGUCACCCGCGCUGGCCCCGACCAGCCUGACCAGGAUGAUUAUGGCUAUGAGUCGCAGGAAGCUGCAGCUCUCUAUGAGAAAAUGAUGCAGAAAUAUAGCAAAAUACCUGAUGAACCUAAGUUCCCCGUUCAGAAUAAAACCGUAAAAAAGGACUUGAAUGGCACCAUAGAGAGGGUAAAACAUGCAUUGCAGCAUGAGGAUGAUCCAGUGCCACAUAAGAGGAGACGCAGAACUGGUGAUGAUCGUGAACUAAGUCCGCCAACAAAGUAUGAGCCGGAAAGAGAAAGAAAGAAAGAUGAAAAGCCAGAAAAGCCCAAGUUUCGGAAACCAGUGCCGCCGCCUAUGGACUUUAAUCAGCUGUUGAAAUUGGCAGAGCAGAAGAAAUGUGAGCCGAUUGAUAUUGGAGGGGCGGCAAAGAAGCCUAAGCAGGAGGCGGCGUCGGAGCCGGAGAGACUGAUGACCAAGAAACAGAAGAGAGAGUAUGAGGAGGAGAUGUUGCGUCGACAGCGGCGACAGGAGCGCAUCGACGCUGAGAAAGGAGGAAAGAAAAUCCAAAAAGAUAGUAGGAGUGACAGGGAAAGGUCUUCAGAUAGACCAGCUGAUAGGGAAAGACAACCAGGAUCAAUGGGAUUUGGGCGAAUUCCCAAAAUUGGUGAUAAAGCCAAUGGUAGACACGACAGUCCUAAAUCUGGUGACAGGGACAGAGAGAGGGAUAGACAGGAGAGAGGCAGACAUGAAAGAGACUUGCCUGAGAGAGGAAGACCUGAUAAACCCAGAGAUAGAGAGAGACCUAAAGAGAGGGAAGUGACAGAGAAAGUUGACCGUGAAAAAGAAAGGCUGGAUAAAGAAAGACUAGAGAAACUAAAGGCUGAAAGAGAUAGAAUAGAAAGAGAAAUGGAAAGACUCAACAAAGACAGAGACAAGUUGGACAAAACGAGACAAAAACUGGAAUCUAAAUCAGUGGACAGGAGUAAACUUCCAGUAGAUAGAAAACCAUUGCCUAAGGAUCUUGUGAGGCAGGACACAAAAAAGAGCAUAGACUUAAAAAGUCAGAAUACAUAUAGGAUAGACAAGAAUUCUAAUGAGAGGAAGGUACCGAUUGUGAAUAAAAGUGAUAGUAAACUUGCAAAUGGCCAUAGUUCUCAAGGGAAGCCUGUGCCAAAACAGAUACCUCAGAAAGAUAAAGUAUUGUUAGCAAAGAAACCCGAUGGAUCUCCGAAACUUAAUGGGCAUAGGCCUGAGAAUGGUAAACGUCUUCCAGAUAAGCCGGUGGCUAGUAAGAGGCCGGACGAUAGGAGGCCUGGGCAGGCCGCUGGGCCGAGCAAAAGUAAUAUCUCAAAUAGCUUUGACUUCGACAAGCACGUCAGCUCUCUGAAAGGUCCGCGAUUCCCCCCGGGAAAUGUAAAGAGAAAACCGCAUCCUGAUAGCAAAGGGAAAGCGAAACGUCGUUUGAAUUCUGACUCUGAGUAUGAUUCGGAGAUGGAUGAUUUCAUAGACGACGGAGACGAAGAGGAGGAUUACUCCAAGCACAUCAAGGAGAUAUUCGGUUACGAUAAGUCCAAGUACCGGUACAUUGAUGACGAUGACGAUCCCAACAUGGAGUCCAACUUCGUCCAACAACAACGCGAGGAGUACAUCAGCAAGAAACACGGCAUAAUGGAGGACUUAGAAGACAUGCGGUUAGAGGCGAUGAUGAAAGCCAAGUCGAAGGGCAAGAAGAAACGCAGGAUAAGCGACGACUAACCGACCGACCAUUGAACAAACACGGACCAAGUUCAUCAUAAUACUAGCUUACUUUAUAAACGUAUAUACAGGGAAAAUUAAAAAAAAAAGUGUUCUUGUUGCGUCUUGUUCUAAAUAACCGUCGCUGGAUGGGGUGACGUUUAUAUUAUAUUGUGAUAUCAGUAAUAAUGUGGAGUGGAAUUUGCAUUUGUUGCAAGGUUUUUUUUUAUUUAUUUAAUUUGAAUUUCGAUUUACCACGAAAGUGCAAUAGACGCAUAGUCUUAUUGAGUUAGAAAACUGCAGGUGCAGGAUUAGCGCGUAGUCUUGUAAGUUAGCCAUUCGAAGGGAUCAUUCUAGAAAUUGUCGGAACCGGCCACAUUGUAUUUGGCACCGCUUGAAUGACGCGAUACGCGAGAUUAAGCGCUAAGCAAACCUAAAAAUGUAACUAUCAAUGCGUAUGUAGACUUAAAACUGCGUUAGCUAGUCUAUUCAUACAUAACAAAACGCAGGGGUUAGUGACAUCGUAACGAAAACUUUGAGGGACGGUUCAGAUCAUGAUUCUGGGUUGAUAUCAAUUAGAAUUUUUCGUCGCAAAAGUAUAGAACUGAAGAUAAUUUAAAAAAACACUAACCGUUUCAUAAUUUUUCAACUCAGAAUGAUGGUCUGAAUCAUCCCCCUCAGUAUUUGUUAUGAUGUCACUAACUACUACUAACUACUUGUAUGUACUUGUACGGGGUGUAAGUGACAUCGUCACGAAUACUGAGGGGGAUGAUUCAGACCAUGAUUCUGAGUUGAGAAUUUAUAAAAAUGUUAAUUUUUUUUUUAAUUAUUUUCAGUUCCAAACUUUUGCGACGCAAAAUUCUACUUAAUAUCAACCCAUUAUUCUGAGUUAAUAUCAAGUGGAAUUUUCUAUCUCAAAAUAAAAAACAUGAAUCUUGCGACGGAAAAUUCCUCCUGAUAUCAACUCAGAAUCAUGGUCUGAAUCAUCCCCCUCUCUAUUCGUUACAAUGUCACUAACACCCUGUAUACUUUACAAGCCAGCUGUUCAGCCAAUUGUAAUACCUAAUGAUCCGAUCACUCUUUCACACACAUUGUGUGAUGACAACAGUGUUUAUAAUGUUAGAGACCAUGCGGAAAUCAAUUUAGAAGGUAGUUAUACAAAAAUAGCAACAUUCUGUAUUAACUAGUCGUUUACUAAAGGUAACAUACAACAAAUGAUAUAAUUUGUAACUACAAAGACAUUUGUGGCCCCAGCUCACUUGGGUAUAUAAUUUUAAAUGAAAUAUUAAUACAAUACUAAUACUUUUAUAUAUGCUUGUCAUCACAAGUUCUUUAGAUAUGGGCACAGAGAGUCUGUACUUCAAAUGGGAGACUUCCCAGGCUACGCUCCUCAAAAGCAAUGUAGAUGGCGCUGUAAAGAUUUCUAAUUUCACGGAUAACAGACAGCAUCGUUGUUUUUGGGUAUAAAUGAUUACCCUUUUUAUUACACCCAGGUGCAAUUACAUCUUCCACUCAUUGUUAUUCAACAAUAAAGAGAAGCAAUAUAUGUAGCAUCAUAAUUCUAUACAUAAUGUUAUCCAGAUAUUAAGCAACAAUUAUUUUUAUAUUUGCUGUAUUUUUGAUUGAUUAUGUAUCCAACAUAAACAGCCUAUAUACGUCCCACUGCUGGGCACAGGUCUCCCCUCAAUCAACCGGAGGGGGUAUGGAGCAUACUCCACCACGCUGCUCCAAUGCGGGUUGGUGGAGGUGUUUUUACGGCUAAUAGCCGGGACCAACGGCUUAACGUGCCCUCCGAAGCACGGAAUCAUCUUACUUUUUCGGACAAUCAGGUGAUUCAAGCCUGAAAAGUCCUUACCAAACAAAGGACAGUCUCACAAAGUGAUUUCGACAAUGUCCCCAUCGGGAAUCGAACCCGGACCUCCAGAUCGUGAGCCUAACACUCUAACCACUAGACCACGGAGGCUGUUCGUUAUGUAUCCAAGUAAUAAGAAAAUAGGUAAUAAUCACGUUAAUUCUCUACAGCGCCAUCUAUAUUAUUCUUGAGGAACAUAGCCUGGAAAUCCCUCAUUGCUUGUAAUUCUUGUCUGUAUGUGUAUUUACACCCAGUGCGAGGUAAUGCCGUUUUUCUACUCGUACUUGACUUAGGUAUAAGUCGUUUCAGGUGCUAAUUCCUGUAAAUACCAUCUAAUUUUAUUUUAAAUUAUAUCUGUCCUUUUCUUAUCCGCCGAAAAGGAAAGGGACGGGUAAUCGACAAGCAUAAAAUUUAUGGAACACACGUCAAUUUUAAGCACAAAUCUAAACCAACCGUCUAAACAUUUUACGUCAGUCAAUAACCCGACACAUUAAUUUACUCAUUCUUCCUAAAAUUAAGAGCUGUGAAUCAUCCGUCCCUUUCCUUUUCGACGGAUACGAAAAUGACGGAUAUAACCUAAAAUAAAAUUAGGUGGUGUCUGCAGGAAUCGGGGCCUCAAUCAGUAUAAUUAUGUUUGGUGUUUACUUAUUAUGCUCGACCGGUCUAUAGACGCUCUGUGUAAAGUUGUUUAGCAACUAAAUUAUUUUUUUGCGCAAAUGUAAGGAAAUCGGUGGUUACGGAACAUCUGGUGAACAUUGUGGCUUUUUUUAAAAAGGAACAAUAAUACAUUGAAGACGUUUAAAUGACAUUUAUUUUUUGGAAAUAAUUGUAAACGUAGAAUUUUAUACAGGUUGUUAGUGACAUCGUAACGAAAAGUUUGAGGGAUGAUUCAGACCAUGAUCUUGAGUUGAUAUCAAGUGGAAUAUAAUACGUCGUAAAAGUAUGGAACACAAAAUAGUUUAAAAAUAUUCAUGAAUUUUCCGACAGGAAAUUCCACUUGAUAUCAACUCAGAAUCAUGGUCUGAUCCAUCCUGUCAGUAUUCGUUACGAUGUCACUAACAACCUGUAUGUUAUAAGAACGCGGUCGGGCUAUCCUGUGUAUUGUAAUUAUUAAUUAUGUUUAAGGGUAUAGUUUAUUUUAUUUAAGUUGUAUACAUUUUGACAUGGUUUUGUACAUUAAUGUGUUAACAGUUUGUUGAAAAUAUCGAUAUUUUAUUGUUAUUAUCUCUCUGUUGUAAGCCCUUUGUAGACUUAUUUGAGGGAAUAACAAAGUUAACUCUACAGAGUUAUUGAUAAUUUUGGCCGGUGACAUUUAAACCUAUGCUAAUAAAAAUAAAAAAUACAUUUUUUGCCAGUAUUUUUGGUAUAUACAUGUGUGUUCGUUUUUCGUUGAAUAUUUUUUGGUCAUAAUAAAUUGUCAGUUUAAAAUA
Pectinophora gossypiella (pink bollworm) is the source of this 5458-nucleotide messenger RNA. RefSeq names its product protein SPT2 homolog. The record is from RefSeq and is a predicted model, not a curated record. Gene Ontology annotation, cellular component: nucleolus. Gene Ontology annotation, biological process: nucleosome assembly; regulation of DNA-templated transcription. Gene Ontology annotation, molecular function: histone binding; DNA binding. NCBI's taxonomy places the organism in Eukaryota, Metazoa, Arthropoda, Insecta, Lepidoptera, Gelechiidae. The coding region runs from base 134 to 2197 and encodes 687 amino acids. The transcript has 8 exons.